AUGUUACUUGAAAUUUUAUUUGGCAGUCAAACAGGUACAGCAGAAGAUGUUAGUGAACGUUUCUCAUCUAUGGCACAAUCGACAGGUGUUGAAUGUCGUGUUCAAUCAUUAGAUUCAAUUAAAUCUAUUGAAGAUCUUGGGACACAUAUUCUUUUUAUUGUGUCAACAACUGGUGAUGGUGAAGAACCAGAAAAUAUGCGUCAUUUUUGGCGAUUAAUCAUGAGAAGAUCAGUAUCACCAGGCACAUUAUCGCAUAUUCAUUAUGGUUUAAUUGGUUUAGGUGAUUCAACAUAUCCAAAAUUUAAUUAUGUAGCAAAAAAAUUAUCUAAACGAUUACAUCAAUUAGGUGCUCAAUCUAUAUGUGAAAGAGUUCUUGCUGAUGAACAACAUCCACAUGGUAUUGAUGGAUGUGUUGAUCAAACAUUUACAGGAAUAUUUUGGCAAGCAUUUGGUGAACUUAUUGGUAGAGAACUUAAACCACGUAUUGAUCAACGUUUACCAAGUAAAUACCAAAUACAAUGGAUUGAUAAUACUGAACAAGAUUUACCCAGUUUACAAUCAUCAGUGAAUACUCCUAAAAUUCCACCUGGUUAUUCUUCUAUACCUCUUAUAUCCAAUACACGUGUAACAUCCGAUGAUCAUUGGCAAGAUGUACGUUUACUUGAAUUCGAUACAGAUCUUCCAUAUAAAUGUGGUGAUGUUGCUGUUAUUCUUCCACAAUGUCCGUUACCAGUUGUUAGUCUUCUUGCUGAAUUACUUAAUGUACAAAAUAAACUUCAUCAAAAGUUUAUUGCUUCGAAUGAUGUAUCAACUCUAUCGAUGACCGUAUUAGAAUUAUUUCGUGAUUAUUUACAUAUAACACGUGUACCAUCACGAUCAUUUUUCGAAAAAUUAGUUUGGUUUUCUGAAGAUGAAAGAGAGCGUGAACGUUUAUUAGAAUUUUUAGAAGCUGGUAAUAUGGAUGAUCUUUAUACUUAUUGUCAUCGACCACGACGCACAAGCGUAGAAGUUUUACAAGAUUUUCCUCAUACAACAUCACGUAUACCAUUUGAAUAUGUUUUUGAUCUUUUUUCAUCAAUACGUCCACGUUCAUUUUCAAUUGCAUCAAGUCCUAAAAUUCAUCCUAAUCGAAUACAAUUAUUAGUUGCUAUUGUUCGUUAUAAAACAAUAAUUGCUCUCUAUCGUGAAGGUUUAUGUAGUAACUAUUUAUGUCAACUUCAACCCGGUACACAUAUUUUAAUGCGUAUAGCAACAUCAUUUAAUUUAAUUGAUGAUAAUCGACCUGCAAUUAUGAUUGGACCUGGAACGGGUGUUGCACCAUUUCGUGGUUGGAUUCUUGAAAGAAGUUUAAAUAAUGAAAAAUUAAAUAUGCUUUUUUUUGGUUGUCGUUAUCGAAAUAAAGAUGCUUAUGUUGAAAAGGAUCUUUUAAAAGAUACAAUUAAUCUUAUUUAUAUUCCUGCAUAUUCACGUGAUCAAGAAGAUAAAAUUUAUGUUCAACAUAAAAUUAUUGAAUAUGGUCAUUUAAUAUGGGAAUGGAUAUUACAUAAACAAGCACGAAUUUAUCUUGCUGGUAGUGCUAAACAAGUACCUGAACAAGUUUCUGAUGCAUUAAAAACAGUUUUUAUCAAUAAUGGUCAUAUGACAAAUGAACAGGCCGAUGAUUAUUUACAAGAAUUAGAACGUACAAAACAAUAUCAAAGAGAAACUUGGUCAUAA
Messenger RNA from Adineta steineri, 1716 nucleotides. The record is from the annotation of a GenBank genome assembly. Lineage: Eukaryota; Metazoa; Rotifera; Eurotatoria; Adinetida; Adinetidae.